AUGUGUGUGAGAAGUGAGGUUAGGUAAUGCGUUAUUUCGGGUUUUAGUGUGAAAAUUUCAUCACAGUGAACGUGGCUCAAAAUGAGUGAAAGUUGGGAAGAAAAAAAGCACCUAAUCACCCGGAAUUUGCAGGAGACAUUGGGUGAGGAUAAGCUGGUGCAAUUCCUGAAGGAAGGGCGUGAUGUUAGAAUCUACUGGGGAACAGCAACAACGGGAAAACCCCAUGUUGCCUACUUUGUGCCCAUGUCCAAAAUUGCGGACUUCCUGAAGGCUGGAUGCGAGGUGACGAUCCUCUUUGCUGACCUUCACGCCUACUUGGAUAACAUGAAAGCCCCCUGGGCACUGCUGGAGCUCCGUGUGAAGUACUACGAGGCAGCAAUAAAGGCAAUGCUGCAAUCCAUUGAUGUGCCCCUGGAUAAGCUAAAAUUCGUCAAGGGGACAGACUAUCAGCUGUCCAAGGAGUACACACUGGAUGUGUACAGAUUGACCUCAAUGGUGACGCAACACGAUGCAAAGAAAGCCGGUGCAGAGGUGGUUAAGCAAGUGGAGUACCCCCUCCUCUCUGGGCUCCUCUACCCUGGUCUCCAGGCACUCGAUGAGGAAUACCUCAAAGUUGAUGCUCAGUUCGGGGGUGUAGAUCAGCGGAAGAUCUUCACGCUGGCCGAAAAGUACCUCCCACAGUUGGGCUAUGCGAAGAGGAUUCACCUGAUGAAUCCCAUGGUUCCGGGACUUGCGGGUGGGAAGAUGUCAUCGUCGGAGGAAGAUUCCAAAAUUGAUCUUCUCGACACGCCAGCUACGGUGAAGAAGAAACUCAAGCGAGCCUUCUGUGAACCCGGAAAUAUUCAGGACAAUGGAUUGCUCUCCUUUGUAAAGCACGUCCUGUUCUCACUCUUCCCGGACGGUGAGGGUUUUCUCGUGACACGUAAACCCGACUUUGGCGGUGACACCACUUAUGCCACAUAUGAGGAACUUGAGGUGGCUUUUGCAAAGGAAGAAGUUCAUCCGGGUGAUCUCAAGGAAGCCGUUGAGCGCUACAUUAAUCGCCUUCUAGAUCCCAUCCGGAAGACUUUUGAGAGUCCUGAACUCAAGAAACUCUCAGAGGAGGCCUACCCAGUGCCGGGAAAGGCAAAGAAUGCCUCCAAAGCACCGCAAGCUGAGAUGGAAGAUGGCCCCCAUCGAUUGGAUAUGCGCGUUGGGCGUGUUGUUGAGGUGAAAAAGCAUCCGGAUGCUGACACGUUGUACGUGGAGUCCAUUGAUGUGGGUGAGCCAACGCCAAGGACCAUCGUGAGUGGUUUGGCGAACUUUGUGCCCCUCGAGGAGAUGCAGAAUCGUCUUGUUGUCGUCCUUUGCAAUCUCAAGGCAGCCAAGAUGCGUGGUGUUGAAUCUCGUGGGAUGGUUCUCUGCACCUCCAAUGCUGAUCACACAGACGUCGAGCCACUCUGUGUCCCCGCGACAUCUCAGCCAGGCGACCGGGUGACCGUUGAAGGCUUCUCCGGGCAGCCGGAUGAGCAGCUCAAUCCCAAAAAGAAAGUCUGGGAGCGCCUUCAAACUGAUCUAAAAACCAACGCCGCCGGGGAAGCCACAUGGCAGGACAAUGUGCUCACUACACCGGCUGGGCGGGUCACGAGUCGACUCACGUGCGCCACGAUCAAAUAAAUUCUCUUUUUGCAUUUUUCCGCCACACCUUAAAACAAAUUUUUAUGAAUAAAUAAAAAUUCUCCGAAAUGCA
Molecule: messenger RNA, 1729 nt
Organism: Lutzomyia longipalpis
Lineage: Eukaryota; Metazoa; Arthropoda; Insecta; Diptera; Psychodidae
Product: tyrosine--tRNA ligase, cytoplasmic-like
Exons: 2
Coding region: 82-1656 (524 amino acids)
Biological process (GO): tyrosyl-tRNA aminoacylation
Molecular function (GO): ATP binding; tyrosine-tRNA ligase activity; tRNA binding
Source: RefSeq, a predicted model, not a curated record